AUGGGUGUGGACGGUGUGGUGAAUCUAUACAAGGACGAGCUUGUGUCACGUGGCGGAUGCUUUUACCGGAGGCGAAAACGGAAGCCGAGACCCGAGGAGCAGUUGCCGAAAGGGUGUCUCCCCGGAGAAAAACUGUCUCUGGCCGAAGCUUUGGCAAGGAUUGAUCCUUGUCAUCUCGCGGCUUUCCUCGCCAACGCACCGGAAUGUCCUCCGGGAUUUGUAGUCUUCGACUUGGUAGAUUACUUUAGCAGUGCACUCACCGGAGUAUCAUCUGUGGAAUAUCAGUAUCCAUGGCCCAACAUGAACAAUCUGAGGGAUGUCAUCGAUCUUCCGUUUCGUCAUGUUCCUGAACCUGUCUUCGAAGCAGCAGAAGAUUGGAUCGAGAAAGUUGAACUAAAGGAAGUCACUAACUUUGUACUGUGGUCGUUUUGUUGGAUUCACGAUCGUGUGGUUGGAAUAACUGCUGAGCCUUACUCUGAAGGAUAUUAUCAUUUAGAGCGCUCACCGGAAAUGCUUCCGUUUACAGUGUGGAUGAUGGCACAGGUCGCUCAAGUCGAUUUAUGGUCAGGCUUGCAUUCAUGGGCGAGUAACUUGUUACCGCUAGUUCGUGACAAGUUAAAAGACAACCCUCGGUCAAUAAAUCUCAUCUUGCAGCUGGUUGAGCAUGUUUGUUUGGAGCCAGGGGCUCUGGAGACGAUUUUAGAAGAUGUUGAUGAGGAUGAGAGACUGUUUCCAAUUCCUUCGUUUGAGAUCUUGCUACCGCUUACAUUCCCUGCUUCAUUCGAGAGAGUAAAGGUUACAAAGCGGUUUGAGGCAGUUUAUCCCUUGCUGAAGGAAGUGGCUCUUGCCGAUGCCGAUGCAGCAGGAAUCGAGGGAUUGAAAAAAGUCACUCAAAUGUUCGACGUUUCUUUAAAACUUGCUGAGCAAGGAAACCCUGUUUUAGCCAAGGAAGCUACAGCAAUCGCUAUUUGGUGUGUGACCAAGAACACACAGGAUACAGAGAGGUUUGAGGCAUUUUAUCCCUCGUUGAGGAAAGUGGCUCUUUCCGAUGCACUAGGAGUGGAGGAAAUGAUACAAAUCACUCCGCAUAUCUUCGCUUCUUCUUUCAAAUUUGCUGCGGAAGAAAAUCCUGUGUUAGCCAAGGAAGCUACAGCAAUCGCUAUUUUGUGUCUGACCAAGAACGUUUAUUAUUGCUGCAAUCGUUGGGACAAAGUCUGUAUGGAUAAUCCAAAAGCUAGCGUUGCUCUUCUUAAAAAGCUUGUAGACGAAUGGGAAGAUCAUUCCCUCAAACCAUCAUCAUCAGAAACUCGCAUUCUCAAUCUAACUAUGAAGAGCUUUGUGGUAAAGGCCAUGGAAAAAGUGACUUUGCCCAAAGCUUUUGCAAAGAUUGAUCCUUCAGAUCUUGCGCGUUCCCUGGCCGGUUCGAUUCCUUCAUCUGUUGAAGAACUUAUCUCCAAAUUAGUAGAUUACUUUGGGAGACCACUCUCCCGAGUAAUUUUGGAAUAUAAAUAUCCAUGGUCCGAGAUGAAGUAUCUGGGUCAGCUCAUCGAUUUUCCGUUUCGUCAUAUUCCUGGCCCAAUCUACAACAUAGCAGCCGAUUGGAUCGACAAAGCUGAAGAUAAGACACUCUGUAACUUUGUAAUCUGGUCGUUUGAUUGGACUCGCGAUCGUUUGGCAGGAGAAACUACUGAUCUUCACUCUGAAGUCUCCCAAGUUGAUUUAUGUACAGGCUUGCAUUCAUGGGCGUGGAACUUGUUACCGCUAGUUUGUGACAAGUUCAAAUGCCACACUCGGUCAAUGAAUCUCAUCAUGCAGUUGAUGAAGAAUGUUUUGUCGCAUCGAAUGUCUCGGGACAUAUUUUUAACAAAUGCUGCUAGGCCUGGGGUACCGCGACUGUUUCCAAUUACUUCAUUUGAGAUGUUGCUACCGCUAACAUUCCCUGCUUCAUUCGAGAGAGUAAAUGAGGAUACAGAGAGGUUUCAGGCAGUUUAUCCCUUGUUGAAGGAAGUUGCUCUUGCCGAUGCACCAGGAAUCGAGGAAAUGAAACAAGUCACUCAAUUUAUAUUCGAUUUUUCUUUGAAGUUUGCUGAGCAAGGAAACGCUGAUUUAGCCAAGGAAGCUACUUCAAUCGCUGUUUGGUGUGUGACCAAGAACGUUGAUUGCUGCGAUCACUGGGAGAGAGUCUAUAUGGAAAAUCCAAAAGCUAGUGUUGCUCUUCUUAAAAAGCUUGUAGACGAAUGGAAAGAUCAUUCCCUCAAACUAACGUCAUCACGUAGAGAUACUCGCGUUCUCAAUCUAACUAUGAAACUCUUCAUGCUAAAGAACGAAAGAGGCAUCACUGGAGGAGGAGGAGCCAAGUGUUCUAUUUACAAAGAAGCUGACAAGUACUGCAAAGAGAUUUCAAGGAGACUAUCCCGUGGAAUUAGCUUCCUCAAAGGUUGUGGAGCCAUUAGUGUUGUUGUGAUUCUAGUUGCUGUACUGCUCCAGUGGUUCUAUCUUACGUCAAUGCGAGUUGUGUCGGAAUAA
This is a messenger RNA of Microthlaspi erraticum, 2526 nucleotides long. The record is from the annotation of a GenBank genome assembly. NCBI's taxonomy places the organism in Eukaryota, Viridiplantae, Streptophyta, Magnoliopsida, Brassicales, Brassicaceae.